Cordyceps militaris CM01 is the source of this 2193-nucleotide messenger RNA. Its product is annotated as Ku family DNA helicase, putative. The record is from RefSeq and is a predicted model, not a curated record. Gene Ontology annotation, molecular function: damaged DNA binding; telomeric repeat DNA binding; double-stranded DNA binding. The coding region runs from base 1 to 2193 and encodes 730 amino acids. Gene Ontology annotation, cellular component: Ku70:Ku80 complex; nucleus. The transcript is spliced from 5 exons. NCBI's taxonomy places the organism in Eukaryota, Fungi, Ascomycota, Sordariomycetes, Hypocreales, Cordycipitaceae. Gene Ontology annotation, biological process: telomere maintenance; DNA recombination; cellular response to gamma radiation.
AUGGCGGAGAAGGAAGCGACGGUCUUCAUCCUCGACCUUGGCGCGUCCAUGGGAAAGUCUCGCAGCGGCCGCAGUGAAUCUGACCUGGACUGGAGCAUGCGCUAUGUGUGGGACAAGAUUUCCGAUAUUGUCUCUGCGAACCGAAAGACACUCUGUGUCGGUGUAGUUGGCCUACGAACUGACGAAACCAGAAACCCGUUGAUGGCGGACGAUGGCUACGAGAACAUCUCGGUGCUGCAGGAGCUUGGGCCAAUGACCAUGACAUCUCUCAAAAGUUUACAAACGAGCAUAAAACCGAGCAAGACAUAUUCUGGAGAUGCCAUCUCCGCCAUUGUUGUCGCUGUCGACAUGAUAGACACCUUCACCAAGAAGCUCAAAUGGACUCGCAAGAUUGUCAUGAUCACAGAUGCCCAAAGCGCCAUUGAUCCUGACGACAUUGGAGAUAUCGCACACAAAAUCAACGACUCCAACAUUACCCUUACUGUCCUUGGUGUCGAUUUUGACGACCCCGAAUAUGGCUUCAAGGAAGAGGAUAAGUCACCGACCAAGGCCGAUAAUGAAAAGACUCUCAAAUCACUAGCUGAUCAAUGCACUGGCGGUGUCUUCGCAUCCAUUGUGGAGGCUAUUGAUGAGAUUGACACCCCUCGUGUAAAACAGGUCAAGCCAUACAAAACCUACGACGGCACCCUGGUUCUAGGCGAUCCAGAGAAAUUUCCUUCCGCCCUGAACAUCAACGUCGAACGCUACUUUAAGACUCACGUCGCCCGACAAAUCGCAGCCAGCACUGUUGUGCUGAAGUCAGAGCAAGGAGGGACACAGUCGACACACACCUUGGAAGAGGAGCCUAUGGAUGGAGUCGAAUUCUCUGCUGUCAAGCAGGCGAGAACAUACAAAGUCAACGCCCCCGAUGCACCGGGAGGCAAAAAGGACGUCGAGUUUGAAACCCUGGCCAAGGGAUUCGAAUACGGAAGAACUGCCGUCCACAUCAGCGAGUCGGAGCACAACAUUACAAAACUCGAGACUACAAAGAGCUUCUCAAUACUGGGCUUCAUCCCAUGGGAUAAAUGGGAGCCCUUUCUCGGUAUGGGCGAUGUCUGCGUCACCCACGCCAGGAAGUUUGACGAAAAAUCCGAGCUCGCCAUGUCGUCGCUUGUCUGGGGCCUUAACGAGCUCGAGUCGUAUGCGGUCGCUCGACUUGUCACCAAGGACGGCAAAGAACCAAUCUUGGUGCUUCUUGCACCAGGCCUGGAACCUGAACUCGAAUGCCUCUAUGACAUCCCUCUUCCUUUUGCUGAAGAUGUCAGAGCCUAUAAAUUCCCGCCGCUGGACAAAGUCAUCACCGUGACAGGGAAAACGCUUACUACCCAUCGCUUGCUACCAACGGACGAGCUAAACGAAGCCAUGGGCGAAUACGUUGAUGCAAUGGACCUUGAUUCAUACGGCAUGGAUGAUCAGGGUGAACCGGCCGAGUUUGCGCCAAUUGACGAAACCUACAAUCCAAUCAUCCACCGCAUAAAUAAUGCUGUCAAACAGCGCGCUGUAUAUCCCGAUCGGCCGAUCGAGGACAUUCCUUCGGUACUGCUUCGCUACGCCAAACCACCGCAAGAUUUAAUUGAUCGAGUGCAAGAUCGUAUAGAAAAUCUCAUCAAGGAGGCCGAAGUCAAGAAAGGUAUGCCCGACUCUACCCAAAGUACCGGCCACGCUAACCAUCAAAAAGUACCCCCCAAAGCCAAGGGAAGACGCAACAGGGAAGCUGUCAAGCCUCUUUCAGGUCUCGACGUUGAUGCUCUCCUUGGCGGCGACAGCAAAGGCCAAAUCACACCCGAGAACGCCGUGCCCGAUUUCAAGCGGGCCAUGGCGACCUCGGAGGAAAUUUCGGAUAUACAAAGCGCUGCCAAGCAAAUGGGUGACAUUAUCAAGUCACUGAUUACGGACAGCUUUGGCGACAGCAAGUACGCGCAGGCUGUGGAGUGUAUUGGUGUCAUGCGAGAUGAAUUAAUCAACAUGGAGGAGCCCGAGAUGUUUAACGCCUUUGCACGGGAGCUGAAGAAGAUGCUGCUCUCCGGUACACUGGGCGGCGAUAGGCGAGACUUUUGGUUCAAGGUACGGUGGUCGCGCCUAGGAUUGAUCGAGCAGAGCCAGUCGGAUGUCUCCAAGGUCACGGCGGACGAAGCGGACGAGAUAGUGCUGUAG